UCAAGCUACACCCACUUUCCAAUUCUCGGUCUUCUAGAAUCCUUUUCUUCUUCCUAAAGAAACCCUAAACCGAUCUCAAAAUAUCUACGUACCCACUGAAUUUCCUCCUCCCAAUGUUUUAGAUAGUUCCCACCACCGUUAGUACCGGUUAUCGGUCAACUUCCAACAUAUAUAUUCAUUUUUCUGUCAUUUCUUGACAAGAAAGACAGCAACGCAGUAUAUGGUCGAGCCCUCUAUGUGUUUCAUUUCACAGUUGUAAUUCAGAAGUUCAUCUUUGAAAAGAGAGAGAGAGAGAGAGAAAUGCAUUUGUAUAACGCUUGGCUUCCUCCUCCGGUAGCGGAGGAGACUAAGAGAGAAAGAGAAUCGUUUGCCGCAGCGGUGAGCUCAGUGAAGGAAUUGUAUCGGCCGGAUGAUCCUGAGUCUGUAUACGCUACUCUAAAGUGGCUAUCAGUCAUUGACACCUUCUUGAAAGCGAAGAGUGAAGUAUCUUCGGAAGAUGUGACUUCCCUUGUAAAUUUGGGCUUAGAAAUAUUCCAUAAAGCAGAUCAUAAACUUUAUGCCCAGGUUAGAUGGGGAGGCAUCCUUGUGAAGUUGCUCAAUAAACACAAGAAGAAGUUAUCGCUGAAUAUUAAGUGGCGACCUUUAUAUGACACGAUACUGCACACUCAUUUUACAAGGAAUACGGGCCCAGAAGGUUGGAGGCUGAGACAGAGACAUUUUCUAACAGUUACUUCCCUUGUUAGAUCAUGUAGGAAGUUCUUUCCUGCAGGCGCUGCCUCUGAAAUAUGGUCUGAAUUUGGAGCUCUGCUGGAAAACCCAUGGCAUAAUUCAUCUUUUGAAGGUUCUGGAUUUGUAAGGCUGUUUCUCCCUACAAACAUAGACAAUCAGGACUUCUUUCAACAGGAUUGGAUCAAAAGUUGUAUUGAUAAAUGGGAUUCAGUACCAAAUUGCUUGUUUUGGGACUGCCAAUGGACAGCUGUUACAGCCCGUGUCAUAAAGAACUAUGUCUUCCUUGAUUGGGACAAUUUCUUACCUGUGCUUUUCACUCGAUACUUGAAUAUGUUUGAGGUUCCCGUCGCAAAUGGAAGUGGGUCUUAUCCAUUCCCAGCAGAUGUGCCUAGAAACACAAGAUUUUUGUUUUCUAAUAAAUCUGUCACUCCAUCCAAGGCCAUUGCAAAAUCAAUUGUAUAUCUGUUAAAACCUGGUAGUUCAUCAUGGCAACAAUUUGAGAAAAUAGUGGAUCUCUUAGAGCAAUACUAUCACCCUUCCAAUGGUGGUCGCUGGACUUAUUCUUUAGAGCGAUUUUUGUUCUACUUAGUAAUUGCAUUUCAGAAACGUUUGCAGCAGGAGCAACUGGGUGAGAAUGACAAAAGGCAAGCUGUGCUAUGUUUGGGGCCAUCAGAGCGAGUGACAUUUGUGAAUUUAGUGCUGAAAUUGAUAGAUCGUGGUCAAUAUAGCAAAAAUGAACAUCUUUCUGAAACAGUAGCUGCAACUACUUCUAUUCUGUCUUAUGUUGAACCCACUAUUGUUCUUCCAUUUUUGGCAUCCCGGUUUCACACGGCUCUUGAAACGAUCACAGCCACCCACCAGUUGAAGGCUGCUGUUACAUCUGUGGCAUUUGCAGGACGAUCACUAUUUCUUGCAUCAUUGUCAUCGUCUACAGUUGGCUGUGUCGAUGGAUUCAUUGAUGUACUUAUGAUAUCAUUAUCGAAUGCUUUAUUGGGUAUGGAUGCCAAUGACCCCCCUAAAACCUUGGCUACCAUGCAACUGAUUGGUUCUAUAUUUUCAAAUAUGGCAAAACUGGAAGACAGCGCCGAAGGCUUGGGAUUACUUCCAAGUUUUUCUGAAUGGCUUGAUGAGUUCCUAUGCCGAUUGUUUUCCUUACUAAGGCACUUGGAACCUAGUAGUGUUGUGAAUGAAGGCCUUAACUCAUCUGCUACAUCUGGAACCUUCCUGGUGGAUGAUGGUCCCUAUUACUUCUGCAUGCUUGAAAUCUUGUUUGGGAGGCUCUCAAAAUCUCUUUACACACAGGCCAUAAGAAAAAUCUCGAAGUUUGUGAAAACAAAUAUUCUUCCCGGUGCAGUUGCAGAAGUUGGACUGCUCUGUUGUGCAUGUGUACAUUCAGAUCCUUUUGAGGCAGCUGUUCACCUUAUUGAACCACUACUGUCAUCUGUUAUAUCUUCUCUUAAAGAUACACCUAAUACAGGGUUUGGAGGAAAGUCAAUCACUGAUGGAUCAUUUUCAACUAAGGCAAAAGCCACACUGUCUCCAGCACUUGAAACAGCAAUUGACUAUCAACUAAAAGUGUUGUCUGUCACCAUCAGUUAUGGGGGUUCUGCCCUUCUACGUUAUAAGCAUCAGUUUGAAGAAGUUAUCAUGGCUGCCUUUGAUUGUCCAUCUUGGAAGGUUAAUGGUGCGGGUGAUCAUGUUCUACGAUCCCUUCUUGGAAGCCUCACUCUUUAUUAUCCUAUUGAUCAAUACAAGUGCAUUACACAUCACCCAGUAGCUUCUGCAUUGGAGGAGUGGAUAAGCACAAAAGAUUUUUCAGAUGAUAAACGAUUGUUGAGCCCCAAGUGGCAUGUUCCUUGUGAUGAAGAAAUUCAAUUUGCAAAUGAGCUGUUGGAUCUGCAUUUUAGAUCAGCCUUAGAUGAUCUUCUGAGAAUAUGUCAGACUAAAAUUCAUUCUGAUUCAGGAAAUGAAAAAGAGCAUCUCAAGGUGACUCUUCUGAGGUUGGAUUCUUCAUUGCAAGGUGUCUUAUCAUGCCUGCCUGAUCUUAGACCAGCAGCUAAGAAUGGGACUAUUGAAGAUUUGGGUAGUUUAUCCUUCUUAAUAGCCGGUGCAACUGGUGCUAGUGUUGGUACUGCUGAGUUGCGGGAAAAAGCAGUGGGGGUCAUACAUACAGCCUGCCAAUACUUGCUAGAGGAAAAAGCCGAUGAUAGCAUCUUACUCCUACUUGUUGUUCGUAUCAUGGAUGCUUUGGGUAACUAUGGAAGUGCCGAAUACGAUGAGUGGUCAAACCAUAGGCAGGCUUGGAAGAUGGAAUCUGCUGCUAUAAUUGAACCACCAAUAAACUUCAUCAUUUCAUCUCACUCUAACGGGAAGAGAAGGCCUCGGUGGUCACUUGUUGACAAAGCAUACAUGCAUAACACCUGGAGGGCAUCACAAUCAUCUUACCACAUCUUCCGCACAAGCACCAAAGCAUCUCCGUCAGACCAUUUGAUUCUUCUGGUGGAUGAUCUUCUUAAUCUUUCAUUACACCAAUAUGAAACUGUCCGAAUACUCGCUUGCAAGGCCCUCCUGAAAAUGAUUAAAAAAUGGCCUUCCAUAACUUCUAAGUGUGUGCUCGCCUUGUCGGAUAAUUUACGGAGUCCCAAUACACCAGAGCAUGUGCUUCUAGGUUCUUGUUCUGUUCUUUCUUCACAGACGGUGCACAAGCAUCUUACAACGGACUUGAAGGCAUUUCAUUCAUUCAUCAUUGGAAUAUUAUCAAGCUCUCAUCAUGAAUCGCUCAAAGCCCAGAAGGCUAUUAAUGAGCUUUUUGUCAAAUAUAACAUUCAUUUUGCGGGUGUAUCCAAAGGCAUUCUUAGAGCUUCUGGAAACCUUCCAGAUGAUUCUAGCUUUGCAGAAUUAAUAUCUCAGAUUGCUUCGCUGAGUUUUGAGUCAACCAACUUACAUUGGCGGUAUAACCUUAUGGCUAAUAGGGUCCUGCUGUUGUUGUCUAUGUCAUCUAGAAAUGAUCCAAGUGCAUCUUCAAGAAUUAUGAGCGAAACUGCUGGUCACUUCUUGAAAAACUUGAAGAGCCAACUUCCCCAGACAAGAAUACUGGCAAUCUCUGCAUUGAAUAUAUUGUUAAAAGAAUCACCUUAUAAAGAAUCAGCUGAGAAGCAAAUUGCUGUCCCUGGGGUUGUUGAAGGACAAACCAAGUCCUCCCUAGAAGAAGCUUUAAACACAAUUUUUCAGGAGGAAGGUUUCUUCAGAGAAACACUAAACAGUCUCUCUCAUGUUCACAUCAUUAAUGAUACUGAAAGUUCGUCUCGGGGGAAUCAUGGUGCGUCUUUUCAGAGUUUUGCAGACAAGUCAAUCACCCGUUUCUACUUUGAUUUUUCAUCUUCUUGGCCACGCACUCCCAGUUGGAUUUCUUUGCUGGGAAGCGAAACUUUCUACUCGAGCUUUGCUCGCAUAUUUAAGCGAUUAUUUCAAGAAUGUGGCAUGCCUGUCUUAGUUUCUUUGAAAAGUGCAUUGGAGGAGUUUACAAAUGCAAAGGAGAGGUCUAAGCAGUGUGUUGCCGCUGAAGCAUUUGCUGGCUUAUUGCAUUCUGAUGUUACUGGUGUCCAGCAAGCGUGGGACAGCUGGAUGAUGGUUCAGUUACAGAAUGUUAUUCUAGCUCCAUCUGUUGAAUCUAUACCAGAGUGGUCCGCGUGCAUACGUUAUGCUGUUACUGGAAAGGGGAAAUAUGGGACAAAAAUUCCACAUCUCCGUGAGAAGAUCAUGGAUUGUUUGGCAACGCCUUUACCACCAACAGCAAAUACCACUGUGGUUGCCAAACGCAUAGCAUUUCUUUCAGCCGCCCUUGUAGAAGUCUCCCCACCUAGAAUGCCAUUGUCUGAAAUUCAUCUUCACUGGAAACUUAUGCAGGAGUUGCUAGACAAUAUGAGUCACUCAUCUGCCCAGGUGAGGGAAGCAAUUGGUGCUACUCUAUCCAUCAUGUGCUCAAAUAUUCGACUUCACAUAUCCUUCACUGGCGAUGAUGCUGUUGAUUUCAGAAUAGAAGGGAGAACAUGGGAUCAAUUCCUGAUAGAACACGCUUCUGCAGUUGUUGUGAACAUUCAGAGUGCUGGAAACUCUGAUAGAAUGGAUGUGAUUCAUGACAAUGGCUUUGCAUCUGGUGAUUCUAAAGAUGAUAUUAAAUGGAUGGAAACAGUAUUCCAUUUUAUUAUCUCAUCUUUGAGAUCGGGAAGAUCUUCAUAUCUCCUGGAUGUUAUUGUCGGUCUUCUGUAUCCUGUAAUAUCUUUGCAGGAAAAUUCGAAUAAAGACCUGUCAACAUUGGCCAAGGCAGCCUUUGAAUUGCUGAAGUGGAGGAUUUUGUGGACCCCUCAUCUCCAAAAGGUUGUGUCUGUGAUCCUUUCUUCAGCCACUGAUUCUAAUUGGCGAACCAGAUCUGCCACUCUUACCUUCUUGCGCACGUUUAUGUAUAGGCACAUCUUUGUUCUUUCUGAUCCGGAAAAAAGACAAAUCUGGAGAACAGUGGAGAAUCUCCUCAAAGACAACCAAGUGGAGGUGAGAGAGCAUGCUGCAGCUGUUCUAGCAGGCCUAAUGAAGGGCGGAGAUGAAUAUCUGGCUGAAGACUUCCGUAAUAGAGCUUUUCAAGAUGCAAGAAUAAUAUUUAAGCAAAGAAAACAAAGAAGAUCGAGUUCUGGCCAACCCGUAGCCUCUACACACGGCGCUGUUCUUGCGUUGGUAGCUUGUGUGCUAUCGGUUCCCUAUGACAUGCCCAGUUGGUUGCCUGAGCAUGUAACGUUGCUAGCUCAAUUUGUUGGAGAGCCAUCGCCAGUGAAGUCGACAGUUACAAAAGCAGUGGCUGAGUUCAGAAGGACCCACGCAGAUACAUGGAACUUUCAGAAAGAUUCCUUCACAGAAGAGCAGCUAGAGGUCCUGGCUGAUACAUCGUCAUCUUCGUCGUAUUUCGCUUGAACAGCAGUUAUAUAUACUUGGAAUAAUAUUCUUAUCUUAGUAUACUGUUGUCAACAACAAAAUGGUAUUUAUUGCAGCUUUCCUAGUCAGAGUCAGACACAGUUUUAUCUGGUUCAUAUUUAUAGCCUUCUUCUUCUCUAAAAUGGAUAAAACAAGUUUGUUGUAAUAGGUUUGGUUCUUCUUCUCUUCUUGUAAAGGUGCAAAUACAUACAGUUUGUGGCCACCAUAGA
Messenger RNA from Impatiens glandulifera, 5921 nucleotides. RefSeq names its product proteasome activator subunit 4. Gene Ontology annotation, biological process: proteasomal ubiquitin-independent protein catabolic process. NCBI's taxonomy places the organism in Eukaryota, Viridiplantae, Streptophyta, Magnoliopsida, Ericales, Balsaminaceae. Gene Ontology annotation, cellular component: cytosol; nucleus. Gene Ontology annotation, molecular function: proteasome binding; peptidase activator activity. The record is from RefSeq and is a predicted model, not a curated record. Bases 301 to 5691 code for a protein of 1796 amino acids. The transcript is spliced from 35 exons.